AUGCCGCAGCAAAAGGCUCAAGACAUGGGCACUGCCUUCAUCCAGACGCAGCAGCUCAAUGCUGCCACAGCCGACACAUUCCUGGAACACCUGUGUCUGCUGGACAUCGACUCUGACCCCACCACGGCUCGCAACACUGGCAUCAUCUGCACUAUCGGACCGGCCUCUCGAGAGGUGGAUAUGCUCAAGGAGAUGAUCAAAUCUGGAAUGAACAUUGCACGGUUAAACUUUUCCCAUGGAACACAUGAGUAUCACGAACAAACAAUCAAGAACGUCCGUGAGGCCUGUGAAAGCUUUGAACCUGGCAGCAUCAGCUACAGACCGAUCGGCGUCGCUUUGGACACUAAAGGACCCGAGAUCAGAACCGGGCUCAUUCAUGGGAGUGGCACAGCGGAGGUGGAGCUAAAGAAGGGCAACAUGAUCAAGUUAACCUUGGAUGAUGCAUAUCAAGAAAAGUGCAGUGAUCAGGUUCUGUGGCUCGACUACAAAAACAUAACCAAAGUGGUGGAGGUGGGCAGUAAGAUUUACAUCGAUGAUGGACUCAUAUCUCUGCAAGUCAUGGAGAUAGGUUCCGACUACCUCAUGUGUGACAUCGAGAAUGGCGGCUGUCUGGGAAGUAAGAAGGGAGUGAACUUGCCCGGUGCAGCUGUGGAUCUGCCCGCAGUGUCAGAAAAGGACAUCCAGGAUCUGCAGUUCGGCGUGGAGCAAGGAGUGGACAUGGUGUUUGCCUCCUUCAUUCGUAAAGCAGCGGAUGUUCACGCUGUCAGGGCAGUGCUGGGAGAAAAGGGCAAAAACAUCAAGAUCAUCAGUAAGCUGGAGAACCAUGAGGGUGUGCGCAGAUUUGACGAGAUAAUGGAGGCAAGUGAUGGAAUAAUGGUGGCUCGUGGAGACCUUGGAAUUGAAAUCCCCACAGAGAAAGUGUUUGUGGCCCAAAAAAUGAUGAUUGGGCGUUGCAAUAGAGCUGGCAAACCAAUCACAUGUGCCACUCAGAUGUUGGAGAGUAUGAUCAAGAAGCCUAGACCUACUCGUGCUGAGGGCAGUGAUGUGGCCAAUGCUGUGCUGGACGGAGCCGACUGCAUUAUGUUGAGUGGUGAGACCGCCAAGGGAGACUACCCCCUAGAGGCUGUCCGCACACAGCACAUGAUUGCUCGUGAGGCCGAGGCUGCCAUGUUCCACCGGCAGGUGUUUGAGGAUCUCCGCCGCUCCACACCACUCUGCAAAGACCCAGCUGAGGCUAUUGCUAUCGGGGCCGUGGAGGCCUCCUUUAAGAUCUUAGCUUCAGCAUUCAUUGUACUCACAGGCUCUGGAAGGUCUGCUCAUCUAAUCUCCAGAUACAGACCUCGUGCUCCUAUCAUUGCUGUUACGCGUAACGCGCAGACUGCCCGUCAGGCCCACCUGUACCGAGGCAUCUUUCCAGUUCUUUACACCAAUCCUGCGCAUGACGUCUGGGCUGAGGAUGUGGACAUGCGUGUUAACUUUGCCAUGGAAAUGGGUAAAGCUCGCCGCUUCUUCAAAGAAGGAGAUGUAGUUAUUAUCCUGACUGGCUGGCGCCCAGGCUCUGGCUACACCAACACCAUGCGUGUGGUAUUGGUGAACUGA
Molecule: messenger RNA, 1599 nt
Organism: Knipowitschia caucasica
Lineage: Eukaryota; Metazoa; Chordata; Actinopteri; Gobiiformes; Gobiidae
Source: the annotation of a GenBank genome assembly